UUUCCAGUUUGUCCAGAUAAGUUGCCUGGUCUACAACCCUGGACUCCUGGACACAAUGAAGCCCACAGAGUCACCAUCGGUUACGGCCGCAAAGUCGUCCUCACCGCAUCCGCGACCGUCCAUUCCAUCGAGAUCCUCAACGGAGGGAAGCUUGUGAUCGCUGAUUCCAGUCGACCCAUUUUUCUGCGGGCUAAGCACAUCCUCAUCGGGAACAAGGGUGAACUUCACAUUGGCAGUCCAGAAUGUCCUUACAAAGGCAACCUCACCAUCUCUCUCUUUGGCAGGUCUGACGACAGCGAGGUCGAACACAGUUAUUUUGGCCGCAAGUACAUUGGCGUAGGAACUGGAGGAACCUUGGAGAUCCACGGUGAAAAGAAGCUGUCAUGGACUUUCCUGAACAAAACCCUCCAUCCUGGGCAGGGUAAUGAGAACAGUUACCGUUUCGAAAGGAGCUGGGGCAACAGAGGCAUCAUCAUUCACGUCAUCAACCCCAAGACCGGAGAUGUGAUGCACACUGAUAGGUCAUUGGGACACCAUCUCCCCUCAACAUUUUUUGCUCUUAAACUGGAGGAUCUGGCUAAAAAGGCUCUCACUAAGCUGGGUAGCCAACACUUCCAUCGACUCGGAUUCCGGCAUCCGUGGAGUUUUAUUACAAUCAAAGGGGACGCGUCCUCAGCGGUCGAGGAUCAUGCCGUCUAUCAGGGAACCAAGGCUUCGUCUGAGGCCAGGAGCUCUCGGGUGUUUCACUCAGGUUACGGAGAGCAUUUCACCAUCACCACCAUCAGUCAGUGGGUUCAAGAGGCUGAAUGGACUGAGUGGUUUGACUGCGAUGACGAGAGGGGGUCAGGUGACUGGGAGAAACUGACCGACCUCCACAAAGCUUUUCCAGAGCGUUCGUGCAGUAACCCUCUUGAUAUUGAGGCUGAAACUCUUGACGGCAUCCCUGCCAACAUGACAGGAGAAGUCUUCUCCAAGUUUGACAGAAAGUAUGGCUUUGUGUGCCUCAACAAAGAGCAGGUGGAUGGGAUUUGCCACAACUACCGUGUGCGUUUCCUGUGCGGCAAGCUCGUGCGUCCACAGGCCUCCAUCUCCAUAGACACUUUGUCUAACUGCAGUAUUCUGGAGCUCGCAGAUGAACCACAGGGUUGGACAUUCGGCGACAGGAUCGUGGUGGCCAGCACAGACUACUCAAUGCACCAGGCUGAAGAGUUCAGCGUCUUGCCUUGUCCUUCCUGCACGAGGAACCAGAUCAAGGUGGAAGUCCUGCUGCAGAAAGUGUGGUGUCCAGAAACUCUGAGAACUUCAUAUAUUAUGUGCCUGACUCGCAACAUUUUGAUCCGAGGCGAGAUGGAGCCGACCUGUUACGGCAACGAUGCCUGCAAGUUCUUCUCCUUCGACACGUUUGGUGGACAUCUUAAGGUGGAGCGAGGUUUCCGCACGGUGCAUAUGGAAGGGGUAGAGUUAAAGCACAUGGGGCAGCAGUCUAUGGGUCACUACCCCAUCCACUUCCAUAUGAACGGGGACGUGGAUGAGAAGGGAGGCUACAACCCACCAACUUACGUGAAAGACCUGUCCAUUCAUCACACCUUCUCCCGAUGCGUCACCAUCCACGGCACCAACGGGCUGCUGGUGAAGGAUGUUGUCGGCUAUGACACUUUAGGACAUUGUUUCUUCACUGAGGAUGGACCGGAGGAGAGGAACACGUUCGACCAUUGUCUGGGUCUGCUGGUGAAGGCGAGCACACUUCUGCCCUCCGACAGAGACAGCAAGAUGUGUCGUGACAUAACCAACGGAGCUUAUCCUGGAUACGUGGCCAAACCGCGCCAGGACUGCAGCGCCACCUCCACCUUCUGGAUGGCUAACCCCAAUAACAAUCUCAUCAACUGUGCCGCGGCCGGAUCCGAGGAAACAGGAUUCUGGUUCAUUUUCCACCACGUCCCCACCGGUCCAUCAGAGGGCAUGUAUUCCCCCGGCAAGUCCGAACAUACACCCAUGGGGCUGUUCAUUAAUAACAGAGCUCAUUCCAAUUACAGGGCGGGGAUGAUCCUCGAUCAUGGAGUAAAGACGACUGAGGCUAAUGCGAAGGACAAGAGACCCUACCUCUCCCUCAUAGGAGCGAGGUACGGCCCACACCAGGACUCAGACCCCUUCAAACCAAGAGUUCCUGCUCUAGUCCACCAUUUUGUGGCCUACAAGAACCAGGACCAUGGUGCAUGGCUAAGAGGAGGAGACGUUUGGCUGGACGAUUGCCAGUUCGCUGAUAAUGGAAUCGGCCUGACUCUCGCCAGUGGAGGAACCUUCCCGGAUGAUGAUGGCUCCCGUCAGGAGGUGAAGAACUCUCUGUUCGUGGGAGAGAGCGGGAACAGAGGGAUGCCCGACUUGAAUGAUCAAUCCUGGGGUCCGGGCGGCCCCGAUCAUCUCGGCAGGUCUCUGCCCAGAGGAGUGGACUUCCCCAUUCGUGGAAUGCAAAUCUACGACGGACCAAUCAACAUCCAGAACUGCACUUUCCGCAAAUUCAUCGCUCUCGACGGGCGACACACCAGCGCUUUUGGCUUCCGCCUGAACAACUCGUGGCAGAGCUGCCCGAACAACAACGUCACCGACAUCACCUUCGAUGACGUGCCGAUUACUUCACGCGUGUUCUUUGGUGAACCGGGCCCCUGGUUCAGCAAGAUGGAGAUGGAUGGUGACAAGACAACCAUUUUCCACGACAUCGACGGCUCGGUGAGCGAAUACCCGGGUGCUUUCCUGGUCAAAGAGGACAACUGGCUCCUGAGACACCCUGAUUGCAUUGACAUCCCCGACUGGAGAGCUGCCAUCUGCAGCGGGCACUACGCCCAGAUUUACAUCCAGACCCGAAACCCAGCCAACCUUAACAUGAAGAUGGUGAAGGAUGAGUAUCCAGACAAGCCGCUGGAGCUGGUUGGUGCUCUGGGAAAGAGGAACCACUACCAGCAAUUCCAGCCUGUGGUCAUGCUGAGUAAAGGAUACACCAUGCACUGGGACCAAGCAGCUCCUGCCGAGGUCACAAUCUGGCUCAUCAACUUCAACAGGCUGCUCUUCCUUAAAAUCAAAGCGCACAAUGAGAAGGAAGACUUUGCGUUCUGCUCGGUGAAGGGCUGUGAAAGAGUGAAGAUUAAAGCGCUGAUUCCCCCCGGCAGCGGCCCCAGUGACUGCAUGGCUGAAGCCUACCCCAGACACACCGAGAUGCCCGUCGUCGAUGUGCCUAUGCCCAAAAAACUGCCUCGCUCCAAACUGCCUCAGACACCGGAGCACUUCCUUGAAGUCAAACUAGAGUCCUAUAACACACGCUUUUUCCACAUCAAAGAGGACUUCGCCUAUACUGAGGUGAAUGGCAAGAAGAUCUACCAAUCAGAGGACGGCAUUCAUUUGACUGUGAUCGAAGGCCACAGCGGUAAAAUCCUGGAGUCUAAAGGCUUCAGGAACUCAAUCCUGAUGGGAAUUCCAGCUCAGCUAGAGAACUACAUCACAAACCUCAAAGACCAGUCGGUGGUUUUGGUCACGUCUAAAGGGAAACUGGUCACCAGAGGGCCAUGGACCAAAAUUCUCGAAACCCUCGGAGCAGAUCAGACGGUGAAGUUGAAAGAUAAACUUGCCUUUGUGGGUUUCAAAGGCUCCUUCCGGCCAACCUGGGUGAAGAUGAGUGUUGAUGAAGAGCGGGCCAAACUCCACCAAGUGCUGCCCAUCCCUGUGGUUAAGAUGAUGAAGCUAUGAAGACGAGCGACACACACCGCAGGACUUCUCAGACUCGCAGAAGCAGCACUGCCGGACGAGCCCAGCUACAGGACUACUGAACCUAAAGCACCAAUCACAGCCCAGCAUGUGUUUAUGUUACCUAGCAACCCCUCCCAGCGGAUUCCGUUGUAUGUGACAACGUAGACAUUGUGAUUUUUGGAUUGUGUCGUCAGUUGAUUAUACUUGAGUUUCGACGGGAGAUAAACAAGAAAAACAAAAACUAAAAAUGAACGCAACAUUCCUUGUUUUUGUCCCUCUCGGUGAUGUUUGCCUUCGUUACAACAUGUUUUUUCUAAAUAUGUAGAAAAAGAGGUUUCAGAUUGUAAAUGUCGUGAGGUUUCCUCAUUUUAAUUGUCACGCACAAGAGUUGGUUUUGUUAGUGUUGAACGAGAGAACCAGCAAAAAACAAACAAAAAAAAAACAAUCCGGCCUUAAAGGAACAGGUCACCCAAAAAUGAAAAUGUCACUCAUUUAUGCAUCACGUUGUUUGAUGCAACAACAAACAAGAAUCUUUGAAACAUUUCCAAGCAUACCUUCCAAAAGCAUUAUAAAUGUAGUCCAUGCAUCCAUAUUUCACAUCUUCUGAUGUAAUCCAAUAUUUUUAAGUGAGAAACUGCAUGUGUAGUACAUGAACAUUUCAAAAUAACUUUAAACAAAGUUUUAAUGCAAGCAACAACUACACCAUAUAGGUUUGAGACAAAAUGAGAGUGAAAAAAUAUGGACACAAUUCUUCUCAAUUUUUCGGUGAACCGUUCCUUUAAAUCGAAUAAUCAAGAAUGGAUUUGAAUCUGAGCAUUAGUAAAUGUCAGUCUAUCAAAAAAUGAUCAAAUCUGUGAUGAAUUGGCUUUUCUUCCAUUUGGCAAGAAGUACAACAUUGUCCCUUUGCCGAAAUAGCUGGUCUUUUUUCGGAGAUUGUAAUUUGUUAGUGUUUUUAUAUGUUUUGUGUGUUUCUAAAAAAAAAUCCUGAUUGAUAACAGAGAUAUAUUUUAUACUUAUUUAUUGUACAGGCACUAUUACACAAAACCAGAAGGGACAUCUUUUAAGGGACUUUUAAGUUGUAAUGUAAUUCUGUCCUAUCUGUAAAAAAAACUUUUAAGUACAAUUUUCACUUUAGUGUAUAAUUCAAAUAUACAUGACAUUAACUUUUAAGUUGUAUAUGGAAGUGAUGUAAAUGUGA
Messenger RNA from Sinocyclocheilus rhinocerous, 4933 nucleotides. It is a transcript of the gene cemip, whose product is annotated as cell migration inducing hyaluronidase 1. The annotation marks the transcript as partial. Lineage: Eukaryota; Metazoa; Chordata; Actinopteri; Cypriniformes; Cyprinidae. The transcript has 27 exons. The record is from RefSeq and is a predicted model, not a curated record.